Molecule: messenger RNA, 6512 nt
Organism: Biomphalaria glabrata
Lineage: Eukaryota; Metazoa; Mollusca; Gastropoda; Planorbidae
Product: bestrophin-4-like
Exons: 17
Coding region: 480-2552 (690 amino acids)
Molecular function (GO): chloride channel activity
Source: RefSeq, a predicted model, not a curated record
AAAGUGUAGUGAAAUCUGUCCAAUGGAGAUACUUCGUUAAGUGUCUUUGUUGUGCUAGCUGAUUAGUAAGCAUUACUCUACAACUAGACUAACUGACGGUCGAGGCACGAUAUUCGAAGCCUGGCUCGCCCCUGACUAAUCCUAGCAACUGCUAGUCUCAAGAGUUGAGUGCAGAUCUACAUCUCGUUUGAGUUAGCUGUUAUGUUUGUGUCUGUGAUGUUAAAACACCUUUCUGAAUUGAACGGAAAAGCCAGCUGAGAAUUUUUGUUUUUCGGGAUAAUCUGCAUAACAUCAGGCAAAAUGUCAUAAAUUGCAAGCCACCCGAGGAAAGACUUGAUCUACAAAACUGCUUCUCUCCAGCUGCCAAAUUAACUCAUUUGUGUUAGAGCUCAUUCAAAGUUCGCUGACGUCUCUGAAUCUGUUUCGGUUUUGUUUCCGCUUUAUUGACGGUCAAGGUUACUGUACAUUUGUCUAUUAGAAUGACCAUCAUUUACCAGAACCGUGUGGCCACAACGUCCCUUGGGGGCUUCCUGAAGCUACUCAGGGCGUGGAGGGGAAGUGUCUACAAGCUCUUGUACAAAGAACUCAUCAUUUUUAUUUCACUCUACGCCAUCAUCAGUUUGAUUUACAGACUAGCGCUGACCGAGGAUCAGAAAAGAGUUUUUGAAAGUAUUGUGAUGGAACUGAGGUCGGCGUCCAAUGUUAUACCACUCUCCUUCCUGCUGGGCUUCUAUGUGACGUUUAUAGUACAGAGGUGGUGGCAGCAGUUCAUAAAUGUCCCCUGGCCAGACAGGUGGUGGUGGACUCCGUUUGUUACCCUGCUCCUCCCAGACAGAACACUUUUUGUCAUGGCCACUUAUUUACAUGGUUUUGACGAGAAGUCAAGAAUGAUGAGACGAUCCGUUGCCAGAUAUGUGCUGUUUGGUUUAAUCCUAAUCUGUCGUGCUGUGAGCGUCUCUGUUAUGAAGCGAUUCCCAACAAUAGAUCACAUCGUUCAAGCUGGUUUCAUCACUAAGGAAGAAGCAGAGAUGUAUGAGAAAGUUCAAUGUAGGUAUCUCAAGUUCUGGGUACCGAUGAUGUGGGCAAAUCAGGUACUGGUGACAGCGAGACGUGAAGGAAGAAUUCAAACAGACUUUGGACUUCGAAUGGUCAUAGAGUGUCUUGCAGACUUCCGAGACAAAUGUUCAGUUUGUUUUGUGUAUGAUUGGAUCACAGUUCCCUUAGUAUACACCCAGGUUGUAACAUUUGCCACCUAUUCUUACUUCGCUGUUGCAUUGCUGGGACAGCAAUAUUUGGAUCCAAGCCAGAAGCAUCCUGGAUACACCAGAGAUUUUUAUUUUCCUGGUUUUACCAUUCUGCAGUUUUUAUUCUACAUGGGUUGGCUCAAGGUAGCAGAACAGAUGAUAAACCCCUUUGGUGAAGAUGAUGAUGACUACGACAUCAACUGGUUGUUAGACAGACAUACUGCAGUAGCAUUCUGCUUGACUGACCAUUGCUAUGGCAGACAUCCUGCAUUAGUAAGGGACCAGUUCUGGGAUGACUUAGCUGCAGAUGUACCUUACACAGAGUCUUCCUUUGGCUCCAUCAGGCCCAACUUCUUGGGGACAACUUUUAAUAUAGAUAAACCUAAUUUAGAAAAUGAGAAGAUGAUUAUUACAGACCAUGAAGAGCUCAAUAACUUACCUUGGCAUCAGAGGUCAAGGGGUAAAGGAUCAAUCACAGGCUCCGUUUUAAGCCUGUUCCAUGGUCGUUCUACUCGACGGAGUCCUUCCCAGGCCACUCUGGAGUCUACAGGUAGCAUGCAUGGAAGUAUGCAUGGCCGCAUGCAUAACCUUGUAAAUGGCAAGGCCACAAGGUACUCUGUAAUCAGCCAUGAGCAGGAUGAGAUGAGAAGGUCCUCCGUGGACCUCCCGGUAAAGGACGAGACAGACAAUAGCAUCAAAGCUGCGUUUCAGGUGAGGCAGAGGGCCAACACAGAUAGUGACUGUAUUGAUGUCGAAAGCAAGAACAGGAAACUCAGUUUACCCAUUCAGAUCUCACCCAGUAACAAACCUUCCAGUUCUCCUAAAAGCAACAGAUUCACUAUCGAGCCUGUAAAGGACUCUGACUCUGAGCCAGAAUCAUCCAACAAGGCAAGGAGAAUCGGCCAUGUUAAUGCACCAUUCUUAAACAUGGAGAAAAUCUCAAGAAUUCCAGAGUUAUCAGCCAUAGAAGAGGGUAACACUGUGACCAGUAUGUCCCAGUUCAUACCUGAACUGAAAAAGGUGAAAGAUGAAGAAGAGCAGCUUCUACAGAGUGACAACGUUGCAGUGAAGAGCCAAGACGACCCUAACAAUAACAUUCACAGAGGAAACAGGAGUUCGUACACAGUGUCUAACUUUGAGCCACUGAUCUCAGAGCUGGAUGAGGACUACAUCACAGCCGAAGCUUCGUCUGACCCUAGCUCUCCAGUGUAUCCUUACUUUGAUGCCAUUGACACUAUAGAUCUUGAAGAUACUCUAAUGGGCAGGAGGAGAAAUGUCCCACAAGCGAAGGCUUCCAGGCGACACUGACCUCAUCUUGAUCAUCACAUUGAGUUACAGGUUCAUUAGUCAUAGUCUUUAAAUGGGUGUACAUUAAUGUUAUGGUUAUCCUAUUCAAAAGAUCUCGUGUUGUACAUUUUACUUUUUUUUUUCAAGAGAUUAUGUCAGUGUUUUUUACACAUCAUGGCAACAGAAUAUUGUAGCUUGUUAUUGUAUAUCAUUCACACAAUCUGUUUGAAUAAUUAUGAAAUUUUAUGUUAGCAUAUCAAUAAGAUCCAUGAUCUUGCUGAAUGUAUUUCAAAGUGACUGAUGAACAAUUGUGUCAACAAUAGAUAAGGCUAAUUUCUAUUACAAAAGUGUUGUUGUUUCCUUUGUCGCUUUCUUAAUAUAGAAGUUGUGAUGAAAUGAAAUAGUGAAAUGCUUGUUAGAAAUACUGUGAGUUUUAACUUCUAGUUAAGAAUCAUAGCUUUGUACAUUUAUAAUUGUUUUAUUUUUCUAUCAUGAAUCACAUUUCUGUCUAGUUAAAAAUUGCAAAAGGUAUUUUUGCAAUUUUUUCAUUUUUAAAUUUGUUUUAACCAUUGAAAUUAAAUUAAAGACACAAUUCACUUGGAAAGAACAGCUGUCCACCACAAUGGCAUAUGCUAGCCAUUUUCAUGUGAUAAAAAAAAGUGAUUAGUUAUAUCUUAGGUUUCAUUAAAGUGAUUUAAAGAAAUUGAAAAUGAAUGAAAUUCAAAAGAUCUAUACUCUAAUUUUAACAGAUCAGAUAUGUAUAUUUAUAAAUAACAGUGUUUGAGCUUAACUAAUUUGAACAGUGUAUGAAAUCUCUAUUUUUAAAAUUUGGUUAUAAAUAUAAUUUUUUUUAUAAUCAUAGUUUUACAUAUGUGUAAUACAUUUGAUGUCUUAACUUAAUUAAAGCAUAAUGUGGAGCUCAUUAUUUGUUAUUAUGAAUGAGCACUAUUUUAUUUCGUGUAUAUAUCAAGAUUCUGUUGAGCCUUUUCUUGAUUUUGAAAUCGAUUAUGAGCAGGUUGGGCCUUGCAUUAUCUCUGAGACUCUUCACCUUUCGAACCUUUCUGGUUGUCUUACUUUUGAUAUUGAUUUUAUUUUUAUUUGAUCAGAAAAAAAGUAAGAAAAAAAUAAUUUUCUAAGCCCAAAAUGUAUUAGAAAUAUUUUUUUUUUUGGCAUUAUAUAAAAUAUUAAUAAAUAAUAAAAAACAAUUACAGGCCUAGUUUUUGUUUUGUAAAAAGUACUAUUUUCAUGUGUAUUUGUUCUCUACAGCAGAAAAAAAUGUCUUUAAAGAACUUGUGGUUUUGAGGCACUAUAUAUUAAUCUAUCGUUACGACCACAGCUAAUGCCCAGGCAUUGAGCCUUAGUCCAUGAAGGAGGCCAUAGAAUAUUAAUCCAACAAACCUAAACCAGAAGGCAUGAAAAACCCUUGCUGUUUGGUCUGAUGCAUUACUUAUUUAUUUUUUUUCACUGCAAUUUUUCUUCUAAUCUGUAAUAAAUAUGGUUUUAUGUUUUGUUUAUUUAUUUUUUUAUCUUUUGUACUUCUUGAUGGUAACACUGUCUUCCAUGAGCAGCUAGAUGUGCAUGACUUGACAGAUGUAUAAAUAGCAUAUGAUGAACAUUAUAUUUGGGCUGUUAAUUUGUACAUAGAAUGUGACAAUGAGGAAGUUUGACAUUGUCUAAGUAUGUUGCAUGUGAUAACAUACAUUGUCUAAGUAUGUUGUAUGUGAAAACAUACAUUGUCUAAGUAUGUUGUUUGUGAUAACAUACAUUGUCUAAGUAUGUUGCAUGUGAAAACAUACAUUGUCUAAGUAUGUUGCAUGUGAUAACAUACAUUGUCUAAGUAUGUUGUAUGUGAUAACAUACAUUGUCUAAGUAUGUUGUAUGUGAUAACAUACAUUGUCUAAUUUUGUUGUAUGAAGUAUGUUGUAUGUGAUAACAUACAUUGUCUAAGUAUGUUGUAUGUGAUAACAUACAUUGUCUAAGUAUGUUGUAUGUGAUAACAUACAUUGUCUAAGUAUGUUGCAUGUGAUAACAUAUUCUGAAGUCAUUUUUGACAUCCCCCUUUUACUGCAAAUAAAAGACAUAUACACUAUUUUUUUUACUUAUUAAUUUUGUCACUUUUAUGUAUACAAUAUUUAAAAAAUCUCAAGCUGUUUAUAAAUUUUGUGAUAUUAUGUUUGAAUGGGUGUGUAUACUUGUCUGUUUGUAAAUUAUAAAUAGAAAAUGAAAAAUCAUUGAAGGCUGUAUUAGAAUAAAUGUCCCCUCUUUUGAAAUUAACAUUUUGUAUUCCGUAUCAUUCCAUGCAGCGAAGCAUUUUUUGCUUAGAAAGUUAUGCAGACCAAACAAGAGAAUUACAAUUUUCACUUUUUCACUCUGACAAAAAAAUUUUAACGACAUGGGAUAACUAAUGAACAAUUAAUAAAAUAAAUGUUUUACCUUUUGUAAAGGAAUUACAUUUUUGUUAUCCUCUGUAGAAGUGGGUAAGAAAAAUGAAGUACAGAUUGCCAAGUUGGUAUUUUUUUUUCUUGAUUUUGGAUUUGUUGUGUAUCACCUGGUUCACUUAAAACAAGUAAAAAGUUUCCCUUUCAGACUUAGCAAUUUAUAGUCAGAUGAUGUUAAAUGUCACCUGUUUCUACGGCCAAUGUGUGGCAGGGUGUCUAGUGGCUAGCUGCCUUUAAUUUCUCCAACGACCAAUACCCAUUUAGUUUGGUGGACUCAGGAGCAUCUUGUAAAUACGAAAAUUUAAAAGCCCAGUCUAGACCAAAAUUCAAAUCUGAGAACCUUUGGUUCAGAAGCCAAGGGCUUUACCUCUUAACGACCAUGCCCUUACCUAGUCCCCAUGUUUCAGUCUAACAUUUCCCCAUAUUUUGUCAAUUGACCCUGUAUGUUUGGACUUGAAAGCAUAUGUUCAACAAAAUGCUUAUUAAAUUAUUUAGAUGUCAUUUCUAAGUUUUUCUGAGUUAGCCAACAUAAAACACAGUGACUUGGGCUGAAGUUAUUUGCCGUUCUUACAACUGAAGCGAUAAAGUUUUUAUUUCAUUAUCUAUCCAUUGUUUCAUAAUUGAUGAGAAAAUGCAGCCUGUUAUAUUGUACCAAACUUUUCAGUUUAUUUAAUGUCCUGUGUUUUUUUAAGUAACAAAAACCACAAAUCUAGUUGAUUUUAAAUUCGGUUUAAAUUAUUUGGUAGUAAAAAAAAAAAGUUGUGCGUGUUAUGUUUACAAUUUUUUUUUUUGUUAAAAUGUUUUCUUUGUAUCCACAAUAUUUUUUUUUCAUGUCAGAUAUUGCUUUCAGUUUUGACCUAAGUAAGAAAUCUUUUUUUUUCACUAGGAAGUUAAAGAGCUCCUAAAUCUUAGCAUUGUACAGAUGUUGUUAUCUUUACAAGUUAGGUUGUUUCUCAUAGAAGCAGAUCUGUAUGAGGAAAAUAUUAGGUUAUAUUCUUAACAUUUUUUUCAGUUCUAAUUUCUAUUACUUUUGGGGUCCAAAUUAGAAAAAAAAAAAAAAAAUUGGUAUAAAAGAUAGUUUUAUAUGUAUAAUUUAUAGUUUGGUCUGUCUUGCAUAUAAUGUUUUGCACAUUUAGUUCUGCACCUAUUCUUGUGAUAUAUAUGCCACUUAUUUGUUGUACUCACUAUAUUUGGCUAACAUUCCAUACCACGGGUAAACUUUGUCCUACCCUACCUGUGAAGUAGGAUCAUUGGAUUACUUAACACAUGUACUUUGUAUAGAUUAUAUUUCCUACUAACUAACUGAUGUAAAUAUUGAUUGACUCACAAUGAUGGGUGGAAAUUGGAACAUUAAACAAGUAAAAAAUACAAACUGGUUAAAAUUUCUUUUUGUUGUAUUGUUCAAGAACAAAUUGAUGGUUUCAUUCUAAGCUAAUGUGUUGUCAUCUGGAAGAUGUUUUAUAUUUAAAUGAAUUAUUUGAUUUACAUGUUAACCCAUUUAUCACCAGUCUAAAAAAAAAAUCAAAAAAAUCUGUUGUAGUGA